Fopius arisanus is the source of this 4385-nucleotide messenger RNA. RefSeq names its product non-canonical poly(A) RNA polymerase PAPD5. Gene Ontology annotation, molecular function: mRNA binding; poly(A) RNA polymerase activity. The record is from RefSeq and is a predicted model, not a curated record. Gene Ontology annotation, biological process: RNA 3'-end processing. Bases 104 to 1870 code for a protein of 588 amino acids. NCBI's taxonomy places the organism in Eukaryota, Metazoa, Arthropoda, Insecta, Hymenoptera, Braconidae. Gene Ontology annotation, cellular component: nucleolus; TRAMP complex. The transcript is spliced from 8 exons.
AGGAAGUGUGGGGGGUGUUAGAGGCGUUUAGGGCCGUGGGACAAAUAGUCAUCAGUAAAAAGUGUUAAAAAGUGUUUACCACCACGUUAGAAGGUGGUGUUUAAUGGAUCCAACUAUCGGUUGGUAUCAACCCGAGCAGUGUGGCCCCGCCAAGGACUUGUGGUGUCACAUUUGGGAGGCAGAAAAGGGUAUCGAUAUAUUGACCCUUAAAAACGAUAAUUGUGCUGUUGCUUUGCACGGUGUUACAACAAUGACAACUAAAUUCAAUCAUGAUUAUAUACCCAUCGAUAACAGUAACAAUCGCGUCAAUGAUGAUAGAACAGUUAUUAAUCGUCAGGUACACAAUUCCUGUAAUAAUUACUACAAUCCAUCGAGGAGGAAAAGUGAUAAUCGUGCUAGUACACACGGUAUGAACUACAAUGAAGAGGCACUCGUUGGGCUAUACGGUGGAUGUCCCUGGCGUACAUCCAACAAACAGUAUUCCAAGGGUGUCAUUGGACUUCACGAAGAGAUACAAGAUUUCUAUGGAUACAUGUGUCCAUCACGAGAGGAGCAUUGUCUUCGAUUACGAGUAGUCAAGAGAAUAGAACAAGUGAUAUACGAUCUCUGGCCAGACUCGAAAGUUGAGGUCUUUGGUAGUUUUCGUACCGGACUCUAUUUACCCACCAGUGAUAUCGAUCUGGUAGUGAUAGGAAGAUGGUCAAAUCUGCCUCUUCGUACCCUCGAGAGUGCUCUGCUGGAUCAAAAUAUCGCCGAACCAUCGUCAAUAAAAGUAUUGGACAAAGCAAGUGUACCGAUAGUAAAAUUGACUGACAAAGAAACUGAAAUAAAAGUUGAUAUUAGUUUCAACAUGAAUAAUGGAGUUAAAUCAGCGGAAUUGAUUAAGAAGUACAAGAAACAGUAUCCAGUGUUGGAUAGGCUCGUUAUGGUACUCAAACAGUUUUUAUUGCAGCGUGAUUUGAAUGAAGUAUUUACUGGCGGUAUUUCGUCGUACAGUUUGAUCCUCAUGACCAUCAGUUUUUUGCAGUUACAUCCAAGGCAAAAUGCAUUCAACGCUGAAGCUAAUCUUGGUGUACUUUUGAUUGAGUUUUUAGAACUAUACGGUAGAAAAUUCAAUUAUCUUAAGACUGGAAUUAGAAUUAAAGAUGGUGGUACUUACAUAUCUAAAGAAGAGGUUCAACGUGACAUGAUUGAUGGCCACAGGCCGUCCAUACUUUGCAUCGAGGAUCCACUCACACCAGGCAAUGAUAUUGGCCGCAGUAGUUAUGGUGCUCUCUACGUACAGAAUGCAUUUGAUUAUGCUUACUCUGUACUUUCUGAGGCGGUUAGUCCGCUCAAUGUCCUUGUCAAUGACGCUUACAAACUCAGUAUACUUGGACGAAUAGUUCGAGUGACUGACGAAGUCGUUGAGUAUCGUAAAUGGAUUAAAGAAACAUUCCCACCGUCGAUUAGUGAACUAGACUCACUGUCGAGUUCAACUGGCUCAGAUGCUUCCACCCUAUCAGCACCAGCUAGUGACACUGAUUCUGAGUGCAGUCGAGGGAAUUCACCGAACACAGGCAGCAAAGUCGAUGAUCGAAAUAAGGACAGAAAUGCAUACAACAAUCACAACUCCAAUCAAAAUCAUCAUUGGAAGAAGCCUUACAAACCAAGUGGACAUGUCAAUCAUCAGCACAAUUCAAGAGGUACUUAUCCCCGGGGAAUGAAUAACAACAAUCUUAGUCAGAAUAAAAUGAAAAAUGCUCAACAUAACACCAAUUCAAACACCCAAAAUAAUAACGGCGGUAGUCAGAGUCCAGGAUCAAGAGUACAAGGACCAAAACGGAAGAAAUUCGUCAGUCAUCGUGCACCAGGUGACUGUAUGCGGUGAUGAAAAACGUAUCCCUUCCCGUGUUAAAAGUCCCACAAAUAUAUGAAAAUAUAUUUUGCGUUUUUCUCCACUGACGAAAAAUAAACUAGGGAGGACAUACAAAAAAUUAAGUGACCAUCGUUCGUCCUCAAGGAAAAUCGUCCAAGUCACAGUGUGAAUAAUCUUAGCAGUAAAAACCAGGUAAAGUCUUGCAAACAAAAAAAAAACAAAAAAAAAACAAAAAAAUACAUCUAUUAUAAAAAAUCCGCUAAUCGUCGUCGUCGAAAUGAAUUUGGAAUUUUAUGCAUUUUAUUUCAAUUUAUACUAAAAACAAAGAUAAAAAAGUGACAAAUUAAAAAAAAAACAAAAAAAUGAAAUUAGUAUUUGACGAUGGGACGAUUGGUCUUAAAUGGUUGUCGAUGGUGGGGAACUUUAGCAUCCCCUUGAUUAUUACUCCAGUUUAAUUUUCUGUAUUGAAGUGUUGAAAUGUAGGAGAAAAGUCGAAUUGUCUCACGUCGUUCUGUUAGAUAAAUACAAUUUUGAUAUUGAAUGAUUUUAGGAUCCAAUGUCAAAAGAAAUGUCUUGUAAAUUUUGUAAAAAAUCCUUGAGGUAAUUGCAUGAAUAAGAAAAGUAUUAGACUCGACUUUUCAAUGAUGUUCCACCACUUCAAUAGAAUUUUCAUCUCUUCCUCGUCGGAUAAUUGAACGAAAUCGUCCUGAAUCGAUAUAUAUAUAUUUGUAUUUAGAUGAAUAUGUAUAUCAUUGGUUCGUUAAUUUUAACGAAUGAACCAAAGAAUCUUUCAGCAUUAAUUAAUUAAACAAAAAGCGGAUGUGUUAUGAAGAGCAUUAAUCUCGAUGUACUUCCUAGCAGUCAUAAUUUUUCAUCUCACUCUUUACAGUUCGUUAUAUUUCCUCUGUGAUUCGAUCCCCGGAAAUCUUGCGUGGCCAAUUUGCUAAAUAAUAUAAAAUAACAUUUAGAAGGUUAAUGUAAUACAAUGACUGCGAUAAUGGUGCGUUUGUUUUUUACGUAAUCUUAUUACAUAGCGGUUUCUUUUCCCUGAUAGUAUUACAUGCACUAUCGUCGCAACGUCAAAGCAAUUAAAAAUUGUGUUCAUAAGAGAUAUAAUUAAUGAAAAAUUUUUUAAAAGUCCGAUUUUUUAAGGGUUUUUUUGCGGAUCGUAUUAAAUCUCAUUGCCAUAACAAUUAGUGAAAAAGAACACGAUGGAAGAUCAUAAACUUAAGUUGAACGGAACAGUCCUAAGGUUAUCUUUAUUAGUUUUUAAAAAUCGUUCAGUACGUCAGAAGGAUUCAGGAAAAUUAGCGAUCAUGAUUUUGUAGUGGAGUUGAAGGAAAUUGAUUUUUGUUUAAUGUGGAAUAAGUUCCAUGAAUGAUUUUGGGAGAAAUUCCUUAGUCAAGAUGACAGUGGGUUGACAUUGGUGGCCAUUAGCUAUUUAAAAACAAAUAAUUAAAUUCAAAGACAAUGAAAAAGUGUAGAUAUUUUUUGAUUAAUCCACUAGUUUUUGGAAUCAUUGUGAAUUCAAGAAAUAAUUUUCAAUUGGACUGUUCCCUCUGAGGAUGAUUAUACUAGUAAAGAAUCCUUGAGCGACAUAUUUUGUAGUACAUUUUAUCAGCCAUUCGAAAAGUCUUUCGACGUUUUCCCUCGCUAUUAUUGGUCUCGGGAUAAACUCACAUUUAACAAAACCCUCGAAUUUCAUUUGAUUGAACUUCACUCGAUUUUAAUUGAAGAUCAGCGAACAUUUUGUUGAAUUAUAACCACCGACAAAGACUUAGUUUUCGAUAACGGAACUAUAUUCUUGUAAGUACGAGGGAAAAAAACAUUGAAAGAAGCAUUGAAUUUAGUGAUAAAAUUACCAAGAAAAGAAAAAACAAAAAUAAAAAAAGCUAAAAACUUUUAAAAACUAAGAAAAAAAUUGGUUAAAAUAGUAAAAGAUGAAUGAGACUUGCCUAAUGUACAUAUUGUAAAGUAAGCCAUAAAAUUGAAAGAUUAAUUAAGUCUAACAGUUGUUUAGUGAUAAAUGUAUAUGUAUAAAUAUAUUUUUAUUUUUUGUGCGUCAUGGAGAAACAACAGAAACGAAAAAAACAUUUUCUCAUCCUAAUUUUUGACAUAAUGUAAAGUUUUAAUGAAUCGGCUGAUGUGAGAAACGAAAAGCUAACAGAAACAGACAUACGAUUAAUCAUUUUUUUUAUGGAUAAUUUCCAUAAUGGCGCGGAGAUAAAUGCAAAAAAUAAUUAUAUAAGAAAUAAGAACUACCUUCCUCCUUUAUGCAGAAAAAUACUGUAGGGCAACUUUCUUUAUUAUUUAGAUGCAAAAAAGCGCUUUAUAUAAGAAGGAUUAUUUCUUUUUGUUCGUGUAAAAGGGCUAUUUUUAAAUAUUUAAUGAAUGCAAUGGAAGAAAAAAUGAUGAAAAAAAAAAUUCCCAAACCGUAAAUUCUUGGGUCUGAAAAAAUGUGUAUGAUUGUUCCGAUGCACGAAUGAUGCCUAAAGAUAUGUGAAAAAAAAAACAGAAUUUUCUAAUA